AUGCCCAACGACAAUAUAAGCGAGUUAACAGAGUAUCCAAGUUCCAUAGUUACGAUGUGGGUGCUUCUUGAGGGGAAGGCGAGUGCCGUAGAAGUCGACGUUGACCAGAAAAAUUAUAUGACCCGUAAUUUCAACUUAGACCGUCUUAAACCUAUUCUAAAAGAAGAAUUCAGUGAACUUCAAGAUGUUGCUCGGAGUGAAAUCGAAAUUUUCACCUAUAAUGAUCGCACAAAUCCGCUUCCACCAGACACCAAUCUUAGUCUCUUAUCCGAGAAAGUGACAGGUACAUCGCCACUUGUCAUUCGGUAUCCGCUCUCAACAUCGAAUGUCAUUGUUCGUUGCAAUCUUUCAACAUCGUGGUUUAAGUCUAGUUUUCCACAUACUAGUGGGCUUUGGUAUCUUGUCCGUAACAUUGCUAAAUCAAAGUUCCAAACACUGCGAUUGGAAACAGUCCAAUUUAGUUUCAUACAUAAUGAGAAUAAUGGCAAACAACAAAUAGAAAAUGAAUUUCAGUUCAACAAAAUGAUAUCAAAAAUUAAGCCAAACUGUGAGGAUGAACGUGAAGUCAGCAUUUCAAUCCAAGUAACAGGAAGGAAGGCAUAUGGCGAUUGGGAAAUUGGCGAGGCCCUAAAUGAGUUCUUGCAUCAAAAGGGUUCAACUAUGUUCGAUAUUCGAUCUUUUAGUAUAGGUGAUCUUCCGAGACCUAACCCUCCAAUCCCUGAAGAGGCUAUUGCCCAACUUAUUGCUGAGCUUAAAAAAAGGAAGAGUGCAUUUGGUAUUGUCAAUCGAAAUGAAUCGACUUGUCGAGAUCACCCAUAUCCAAGAAGAAGCAAAGGGUUAUUACUUAAAGCCGAAGAGUGGAUCGAUGGGACAAAAGCCUAUGGACCUAUUGAUUACUCGAUUUUUAUUGAAGAAGUGCUUGUUUUAGUCCAAGAAGUUAAGAAAGAUGACUUCGAAAAAGGAACUGCGCAAAAUAUCGCACAGAUUCAUAGUGCCGUAGAGUCACGCAAACGAAGAAUUAAGAUAGACCCGGGAGAUGAAGAAGUUCCUGUUGUAAUGUAUGGAAUCGUUACAAAUGCAUUACAAUGGUAUUUUCUUCGUUGGGCAGGUUCUUCAGAUGAUCCAACCGUUGAAUUGUCCGGACCGCUUACUUGCGAAUUCAAUAGUAACAGUUUGGAACAAGUAAAAAUAAUUCUCAGCUGUAUUGCUUCCAUCCUCCAAUAUCAAGUCCGAGGAUAUGACGAUGACUCAAAACGUACCCUCGCCCAAGAUUUUAUUCAAGAAGUGUCUUCAGGGUUCACAGAUAAGGAAAUCAUCGAAGUCGUUGAUAUACUCACUACCAAUACAACAAUAGAAGUUGAGCUAGCUUAUUUGUUUCUAAAAAAAAGAUUUGAAAUGGGAGUUCAAGAACUUAUGGAUAUAAUAAAACACCUUUCUGGAUUAACUUUGGAAACUUUACGUAAAAGAACCCAAAGAUCUAUAAAACUUUACAAAUUAAUCAAAAAGAUAGGAGUUGAUAAGAUUAAGAAUAUCAAGACAUUCAGUGAAAAAGUGAGACCAAAAGUCCCACUUGAGCAGAAUGGCGUUGUCAAUCAUAUAUCUAAUACAGAUUCUACUAAUAUUAUUAGCAGAGCUGACAUGACCAAGAAGACCUCACCAAUAGCUCAGGCAAGUGCACCAUCUAUAUUUGAACCAGAAGUCGAUGUAAGUAUAUCUCCUGUUUCUGUCAAUUCGAAAACCAAGAUAAGUGUGGGUUCUACAUCUAAAACUGGAAAAAAAGCUUUAUCCAAGAAGACCCUAUCUGAAAAGCAAAAUAAUUCAGCAUAUACCU
This is a messenger RNA of Dentiscutata erythropus, 1831 nucleotides long. The record is from the annotation of a GenBank genome assembly. Lineage: Eukaryota; Fungi; Glomeromycota; Glomeromycetes; Diversisporales; Gigasporaceae.